CGAUAUUAGAAUGCCUCUCCAACAGAGACGUAAUGCUGGUGAGUCUUUCUCCUCUCUCCGAUCUUUCGUCACGUGUCAGUGCAGUUUUGGCCACAUGACCAAUUUGGAUGAACUAGGUAGGACCUACAACGACUUAGGUUAGUUUUGUAGCUGUCGCCGCUGCGAAAGUGAGCCUAAUUCUGCAACCUCGCAGCACUCGGGUUAUUGAGCUGUCAAGUGUGCGGAACGAAGGCAAGCGCUCCGCUCGAGUUAUUAACUCAUCAAGUUUCGUCAAGUGCUUGAGGUUUGCAAACGAGCGGUCAUGUUGGCCUGUCCUCAAUCAGUGUAACUGUAUCAAAGAUUCCUCGAAACUCUGCAGCCUAUUUAUACCGUGUGCUAACGACCACUUUCUAGAUUGCCACUCGCCAUUUCGCCCCCGUCCGCUCAGCUAUGGGUGCCCGUCCAGCACAAGGACCUACACAGAAGCACCGCGCGGCUCCAUAUGACGAUGCGCCACCGCCCAACCUCAAGUUCAUGUCCAACAGCGAGCGCGGUAAGUAUUACCGACGCAGACGCAAACUGUACGGCCAGCACCUCGCAGAACAUGUGGCCGAUCUGCGCGAGGAGAUCUCGGCGUUGAUGAUCUCGCGUCAGGUGCAGCAGGAGCUGUCGCUGUCGCAACGACGCACACCACUGGGCGCUGCGGCCCACAUCGUGGACGAAUACUGCUCGCUGUUCAGCCACGGCGCGCCCGUGCGUCUGGCCGUGGACGAGCAGGACGCGUCGGCGUCGCUCGUAGCACAGGCCACCAACGCCCAGCGUGGCUUCCUGAGCGCCAUUAUGAACGACAACGUGCGGUUCGGCGAGUUCCUGGGCGUGGAGCUGCUGCUAGACCAAUGGGAGCGCUACUCACUAUACCAUGCAGCCAUCGAGUGGAAGAUGACAUCAUUGAACAUCAUGCAGCUGGCCGAGCCGCGCGUUUUAACUAUGGAGAACCGCUACGACGAGGGUCCGCUGGUGGUGUCAAUCACAGCGGACUUGCGCGUGCGGUUCUCUCGUCGAACGAUCGAGGAGGUGUUUCCUCACUUGGUGGGGGACGAGGCACUGACACAGUCGCUCAUUGGACUGGUGGUGACGUACCCGUGCGUGAACCACUUCCACUUCAACGAAUAUGGCAAGAUCGAGUGGUAUGCGCCCGAAGUGGAUUUUGUCGGUGCGCUAAUGAAGGCGCUAGGUAGUCCGGAGCUGGUGGCGCACGUAGUCGGCCAUGCAUUGAUACAAAAGGACCACAUGAUCGGCGACGAGAGCGAUGGCCGGAAGCUUGCUGUUGUCGAGAUUAUCGAUGAGCACGAGGGGACAACGGAUCCCAAUUUCAUCGAGACUGAUAGUUAUGAGGAGUCGAUGGUUGCCAUACCUGAGAACCGGUCGAACAACAAGCACCUCCGAGAAGAUUACGGCUUUGUUGCCGUAGUGAGCGACGAUGAACCAUCCCCGGAGUCGCCGCAGUCGUCACCAAAGCUACCGAACAGACUGGAUCUGGCCUAUAUCCUAGCCGAGUGAAAUACCCAUUUUAAACUUGCUUUUUAUUAAUACAUUAUGCUAUGCUCUUACGAUAUA
This is a messenger RNA of Phytophthora nicotianae INRA-310, 1596 nucleotides long. RefSeq lists its product as hypothetical. The record is from RefSeq and is a predicted model, not a curated record. The transcript has a single exon. Lineage: Eukaryota; Oomycota; Peronosporomycetes; Peronosporales; Peronosporaceae. The coding region runs from base 430 to 1539 and encodes 369 amino acids.